This is a messenger RNA of Anopheles merus, 3037 nucleotides long. RefSeq lists its product as uncharacterized. The transcript has 2 exons. NCBI's taxonomy places the organism in Eukaryota, Metazoa, Arthropoda, Insecta, Diptera, Culicidae. Bases 272 to 1960 code for a protein of 562 amino acids. The record is from RefSeq and is a predicted model, not a curated record.
UGCGAAAAGUAAACAAACUGUCAAACAGCAUCGGAAUUUGAUGCCCGAUUUUCAGUUCAGUUCGGUUUUUUUUCUCGCAUUGUUGCGCUGCGAGUGAAUCCUUUUCUCUAACUCCCGGCUGUUCUGUGUGGGAAACGAAAAUGGCCUAUUGGUCCGGGCGGAGGUGCCUCAGAAGUCAAAACCCCCAUUAGUGCGCGAGUGUGUAUGUGCGUGGAUUUUACAACCACUUGUUUGUGUGGUCGGGCAAACACACCUUCUCGUCGCAUUCAACAUGAGCGACCUAGAUGAUCCACUUUGUGGGCAGACACAGUCGUCCCAGCAGCAACAACAACAACCUCCAACUCAAACAACACCCCGCAGUUCCCUCGGCUCGGGUGCACUGUCCUACAGCAAUUCCUCCAUCUCGCCGUCGACGAGCUCGAGCAGCUCCGGGUCGGCCAAAUCCGCCGUCAGCGAGUGCCUGGGUGCGUGGCUCAAUUACCUCCAGAUCAUGAACAACCUGUGUGCGGCCGGCUACCGGCUAGCGCAAACGAUUGCCGCCCUCGAGCCGUGGGCGUACUUCGAACAUCCGAGCACAGCCACCGGCGGCGGCGGUGGCCAAUCCGGAUCGGGGGCGAGCAAUCAGUCCGGCAUUCCGUCACCCUCGCAAUCGGCACAGCAACAGCCGGGCCCACAGAUACCGCAGCUACCGUUCACCACCUCGCAGAUCCCGUCGCACAUGGCGUUCCAGUUCAUCACGGCCUGGGAUGAGCUGGCGCGGGCGUCCGUCAUGGCCACCAGCACGGUCAAAUCGCACAUCGUGAGCGUGCUGCAGGACUUUAAGACGCAACCGCUGGCGACGGUGGAGCAGGACAGCGAGCUGCUACAUAUCAAGGAGUACAAUCAGCUCAUUCUGCAGGACAACGCACAAACGAUGAUCAAUCUGCAGCACCAGUUCUGUGUCGCUUCGUGCGACGCUUUCGCGCAGCUAAUGUGCUGCUACCAGUGCCAGACGCAGGUGGGAUUUCCGCACGACCCGGACUGCCCGAUGGUGCAGCACCCGAUGUCGGCCGCCGCAACGAUCGCUCGCACCGGCGGUGCUGGGGCGGACCAACGCUCCCAAACGCCUUCGCCCCACUUCGGCAUGAAAAUGCAGGAAAAUGCACGGCUGUACGAUCGUACCGGGUCGAUCUCGACGCAAGGCUCCUCCUCGGACCACGGGACGACGGCGUACGAGCAAACGCGUGGCCCCUCGCCGCACGACAUUCGUGGGCCGAGUCCGAUCCAGGGCUAUUUGGACAAUAUCAGGGGCCCACUGCCAAACCCGGGCCACUUGUCGGGCAUGAAGGCGCCAUUCUAUCGGGGCUCACGCUCGCCAUUGAAUUUCCCGCUCUUCACGCUAAACGGACAGCGUCGCUGGUCGGAAGCGGCAGCGGGGGAAGUUAACUCCGAGGCAGCGCUCGAUCCGGAAAGCCAAAUGCGUCGCUGGUCAAUGCCGUGGGAAGCGAAGGCAGACAAAUCGACGGUGCACUGGAACCAGACGCGCCUGAUGCCGAUCUCGAAGCUUGCUGUACCGGCGUCAGGGCCGGGACCAACGCCGAAAUCAUCGCUCGGCGAUCGUAGCCAAAGCACCACGCCGGACUCUACCUGGCACUCGUCCAUCACGAGCCAGGACGGGUUGGUCGAAGCGAUACAGCUGCUGUCCUGCCGACCGAUUCACCGAAUGCAGCCGAUGAUGAUGAUGGCACCGCCCAACAUAGGGCCACCGUUCGUCGAGGAGCCCUCUGGGAUGCAGCAACAGGAAUCUCACAACGUGUCGGGCAAUCCGCCCGGUCUGUACGGUAUCUGGACGCAGCAGAACCCGCCCAGUGCCAUGCUGCGCCAGUCGACCGUGGCCACGAUGCAGCAGGACCGCAUGGUACCGCUGAUGAACUACAUUCGCGAGCAGGACUCAUCGAUUGACGAAAAUCCACCUAACUAAACUCACACUCGCGCACCAGAGGCAAGAGGCGAACUCAUACUAACAAAACCAUCAUUACAGGCGCCAGUGCGCCAUUAACCGCUAGCGUAAGGGGGAAACUUAUUCCAUUGGUGGUUCCUCCAGCAGCGGGUGGCAUAAUCACAUACCAAAGCAUCAUUAUAUUAGCAUCAUACCAAAACCCAUUUUAGGACGAUAUUGAAAGGUUAAAUUUUAUACAAAAACCAAAACAAACAAACGGCGACUAGGGGGAAGGGAUAAUAUUUUGGCCCCACACACUGUUUGUCUCACUUCUGUAAUGUUUAAAGUGUACUCAUCAUAUACAUAGACGGGAAAGUAUGAUAUUCUUUACACGAAACGUUAAGGAAACCGAGAGAGAAUGUUUAACCGUUCGAUCAUGACAAGAUAUAGUGGAAACGACGCUCACAUUUACAUUACAUUAUAUAAACACGACAGGGGCCGGAUAUUUAAAUGUUUAGAACUAACUCUGCAAAUUCGUACUGAAUUUCUACUAUAUAUACAAAUCUCAAGUGUAACCAUUUUACACGUUUCCCCGUAGAGAGUGUCUGUCUGUGCGGUCUCGCGAUCGAUAGCAAAAAGAGGCAAAAUCGCUUAAGCAAACUGUUUGUUCCUUCGUUGGUUCACCUUCGUUACUUUACGUGGUGCAUAUUAAAUUAUUAUUCACUACUUUAGCCCGCGUGGGGCCAGUAAAUAGAAACGAUUAGUAAGUAGUAGUAUUACAUUGGAAGGUUUAUUGGGUUUUUCUAUACUUCAAUGGACAAGCGUGUUUAUGUGUACUAAUAUUCGGGGUAGUAACACAAUUUAAUAAAUCUGGCUGUCUGUCUAUUAGCAAAUCUAUUCCACUUUCGAUUUGCUUCUUAACCGAAAGCACGUUUGACGAUGUAAUAAAAAUGCAUUAAAUGUUGAAUUCAAGUGUUGAGAAAAAAUAAAAAGAAAAAUUGUAAAAGAAAAUCAUCCUCCUCCUUCUCCUCGGGCACGGUUGUUUACACUAAAAUAGUACAAUUUAGCAGGUCGACGCAGAAUCGAACCCCCUUUAUGAAGGUACGGGAAGGGUUGAGA